Messenger RNA from Corythoichthys intestinalis (scribbled pipefish), 7595 nucleotides. RefSeq names its product ephrin-A3b (gene efna3b). Gene Ontology annotation, biological process: ephrin receptor signaling pathway; axon guidance. Lineage: Eukaryota; Metazoa; Chordata; Actinopteri; Syngnathiformes; Syngnathidae. The record is from RefSeq and is a predicted model, not a curated record. Gene Ontology annotation, cellular component: plasma membrane. Bases 552 to 1217 code for a protein of 221 amino acids. The transcript is spliced from 6 exons. Gene Ontology annotation, molecular function: ephrin receptor binding.
UGGCAGCCAGGCGAUUCCCGAUGUGCUUGCGCCACCACGUUGGAGGACUGCGCCUGUGACGUCAACGGCGGUGGGCGGAGCCGAAGAAGUGGACGAGCGCUGGCUGCCAAAAAGGAGGGAGACGCGCGGAAGAGAGGAGCUGGAGGCAGGCGGGCUCAGCGGAGGGAGCGAUGCUUGUCGGAUUGAGGCUAGGAUGAAUAGUUAUGCUGCUUCUGAUUGAUAGGAGAGAAACAGCAUCACUUAAAAAAAAAACUUGAUUGACGUGGACUUUCGUUUUUAUAUAAUUUUAUCAACAGUGCCUGUUUUCCACAUGAACUCUUUUGCCUUGUUUACUGGAGUGUUCCAUGCCCCGAGGAAGACCGACCUCCCUAGUUGAGCGUCCCCGGCCACCUGCGCUCCUCUGGCAGACACAGCAGCAGCAGUUCCCGGCUUUAGCUGGGAUGUUUGAGUCGCAAUCUUUGGUGGGCUGAAGGCAUUGAAAGAAAGAAAGAAAGAAAGAAAGAGAGUGAGAGAGUGUACCAAGACACCGACGAGAGGGUGGAACCGAGAGCAUGGCUCUGGUACCGCUGUCUCUCUGGGUGCUAACGACUCUCACCUGGGCCAGCCCGCUCCAGGGGUCCCUCAGCAGGCAUUCCAUUUACUGGAACAGCUCCAACAUCCAUCUGCGUCGCGAGGGCUACACAAUGCAGGUGAACGUCAACGACUACCUGGACAUCUAUUGUCCUCACUACAACGACAGCCAGCGCAUGGUGGGCACCAGCGAGCAGUAUGUCCUCUACAUGGUCAGCUACCGUGGCUACAGGAGUUGCGACCCCCAGAUGGGCUUCAAAAGGUGGGAGUGCAACCGACCGCAUGCCCCCCACGCUCCCAUCAAGUUCUCUGAGAAGUUCCAGCGGUAUAGCGCCUUCUCUCUGGGCUACGAGUUCCACGUCGGACAGGAGUAUUACUACAUAUCCACACCGAUUCAUCACCACGGCCGCAGCUGCCUGAGACUACGUGUGUACGUCUGCUGCUCCACAGCCUCUGAUGUAGAUGACGAGCCAGAACCAACAGAGGCAGACUACACGCUUAGACCGGGCCUAAAGAUGGAUGACAUCGAUGAAUUUAAUCCUUCCGUCCCCAAGCUAGAGAAGAGUGUAAGCGGAAGUAGCCCAUCCCGGGACCGCCUCCUGCUCACCAUCACCAUGCUGCUGUUGGCCACGCUCUUUGUGUCCUAGCAACGGCCCUCGAAUCAGCAUCACCAUGCCAACGAGCCUUUGGAGGGUGGAUGGUACAGCAGCCGGUGGGACAGUGAAGAUGCAGUCUAUGUAUGUGUGUCGUCUGUGUGUGUGUGUGUUGAUUCACGCACGCCACGCAAAGCAUUUAUAAAAGUGGAAACAUCAGACUGAAAUUAUAGAUAAUUAUUGUAAAAAUAAACAAAAAAAGAAAAGGGAAAAAAAACGUAUCAUUAAAUCCACCCAUGCAUUUGAUCGGCGAGUUCACUUCCUGUGGAUUUGUUCCCAUAGCUUCUCACAACAGGAUAAAUUGAACUCAGUUUAACUGAAUCAAAUGGAAUCACUACACCCUUGAGAAUUAAAGGACAUUUUUUUUGCCCAAUCUGAAGAUACUUCAUGAACUCCUUGGGACUCCUGUGGCUUAUCAUCUCCAUUCGCAGUCAACUUUGGAGCAGGGGGUUCAUUUAUAAAAGCAUUAAAAUUUCUGAGGUUAACAAAGCACACAAGUGCACUGUUGCAGCAGAGCAUCCCUGCAUGAGAACACUCAGCAAUACCGAAGAACCAUUAAGGAGUGUGUUGGCGCUGUUGAGCUCUGCCAUAAUCUCACUGUCAAUUUCUCCUAUGUAUGUAAAUAUGUGUGGGUGUGUGAGCAGAGGCUAAUAUCCUUGCAACACACCCAUACACUUAACAUCAUUCAAAUGCAAACUUAGAGUGAAAACAUGCUAAGUGACUUCGGGGAAGUUGUGCCCAGCCAAAAGCCAACCAACAGUACUACUACUACUAUAACAAGUGCUUACCAAGGAGAGCGUUGCCAUGGCAACUAGCACCUUAAUUCACCAUGGUUACCACACCCCUGUCAGCUAGCCAUUAUGGACUCUAGUCGGGAUGCCCUAACGGACAUUCUCUUUGACCCCCCACCACCAACGAACCAGCGGCAUGUGAGGCGUUCAUGCGCUCAUGUAAAUGUUAAGACCAGACUGAGAAUGAACAUUUAAAUGUUUUGAAAUGUAAUGAAAGUGUUUUUUUUUUCUAUGAACUUGAAGCUGAGUGUCCUUCAGUGUCGCUGUCUUUGGAUUGUUUUUUUUUUAUAUAUAUAUUUCUGUGAUGUGUCUUUGGUAAUGGUGAUGGAAUAUGAUGGAGCCAUAUGUCAACUUGGGCUGAAUGCAGACUGGUUUUCCAGCUUUGAAAUUCUGAGAGUUUUGCAGAACUUCAAAAUUUAUAACUAAUUUGUUGUUUAGUUUUCAUCUGCUUCAAAAUGAAGCUUCAAACAACAUCAUACAUUGCCACAUAAUGCAGGAAUAUAGUGGAAUUUCUGAAGUUUAACACCGUCCUUUCUUUGACAAUUUGUUUGGCCUGAAAAACAAAUGUCCCCAGUUGAAAUAAUGGGAAUCAAAUGUGAGCAUUAUAAGGUCAGAAUUUUGCCAUUGUAUAACUUACAGUCGUACCUCGACAUACGACUACUUCAACACACGAUGUUUUCGACAUCCAACGUAAAAUUUGACUCGCCAUUUGUUUCUACUAUGUCCGAUGACAUGCUCGAAAUAUGACGAUUUAUGACAGCGCCGCAGUUUCUUUGUUUUGCUGGAAGAUGCACGCAUGGUUCCAAGAAGGUCAGUAAAAGGUGCUGAAAAAAGGAAAAUGUGACGCUUACCAUAUGGAAUUAAUUGAAAAAUAUGAGCAUGGUGUGCACAUCCGUGAACUGGCUUGACAAUACGGCAGUUGAAUGCCUAUCUCGACCGUCCUCCUCUGAUCUCCGUUCACCAGUCCUUAUAAAUUAAGGUGACAAUAAUUAUUUUGGUAACAUUGCCAAAGAAAUCGUCAGGUUUCCAACCAUUUAUUCCAUCAAAUUGGGAAACACAACACGCAUACUGUCUGCUGCAGUUGAUGCCAGAAGCAAAACAUUAAAAGAGAAAGUAUAAUAGAAUCGCACUAUCUCAGCCACGCGGUGCAUUCAGGUACAGCAAAAAACGUCAGCCACAUUAGAACAUGAUUCGUUACAUUAUUACAGGAAUUAUUAUUAUAAUUAUUAUAUUUUUCCGGUUUUUAUUUAUAGUUUAUUUGUUUUGCUAUCUGUGACUGCCAUUUGUAAUAGUAUUAUCAGUAUUUUUUAAGGAUUUAGUGAAGGUUUUUGGGCUGUGGAACAAGUUAAUGGAAUUACAACGUAUUCUUAUGGCAAAAUCUUGCUUGACAUACAAACGUUUCGACUUACAAGUAAGGUCCUGGAAAGAAAUAACUUCGUAUGUAGAGGUACCACUGUAUAAUUCUAUGCUUCCUCUAUCAUUCUAAAUUUAUUCACUGCCAGACAUUUUCAUCGCAGUUUUGCAUAUUGCUAGCCAUAUUUUGACGCACAGAAUAUUAUGUUCAUACUCCCAGUUUAACGUACAGAAUAUUAUGUUCAUACGCCAGUUGAACAUCAUUGGCUUUUUUAAUGUCAAUCGCCAUUCACUCCAUGAAUUGCGUCAUCUUUUCUCACAUACACUCUUGUAUUGACUUCCGUGGCAUUCUUUUUAUAUCUAAAACUUAAGGAACAAUUACCUAAGCUUGGCUGAUUUCCAUGGUCUUGGAAAAUCCUUCUCUCAUAAAUGAUCUGACAAGUGAAAAUUUCACCAAUCCUUUUUUUCUGUCUAAAAGCUAUGCUGGGCUCAAAUCAAAAGUGAUGCAAUACCGCCAUCUACAGGGAUUUUUUAGUAGUUGCAGUACUUUAGAAACUUCAUUUCACAGACUAGAUGGGUGAAAUCCUGCCACGCCUACAAAAAAAAAAAAAAAACAUGUCAGUAUCACAUAUUUGCAAUUGACAAAUGGUUUUCAUGUCCUAUGCAGUAAAUAAGUGAACAUUUUUACAUUCUUAAAAAAGGUUAAAUGCUGUAACUGAAAUAAAAUACAAUUUAAAAAGUAUGGUAUGGAUUGAUGAUAUGAGAUGGCUCAAACCAUAAUGUGCCAGGACAGAGAUCAGUCUACUGUUCUUGCAAAAAACAAGGCAAAGAAAACUUCAAUCUUUUGACACUAACUGAGCCAAAGAAUUACUUUUUGAGUGCAUUUUCCAUUUUUCAGUUCAUAAUUUGAUUGCUCUACAGUAUAGAAACGGAAUGAAAGUAAACGAUUAAACAACAUAAAACAUUUAUUUUCUAGGAAAGUGCAACAUGGAAUUAUUGGUCUUCUUUCUAAGGCAAUGGUGUCCAAACCACUCUACAAGGGUCGCUGUGGGUCCUGGUUUUUGUUCCUACCAAUCGAGCACAGAAAGUUUAACCAAUGAAGUUUCUGCAAAAACAUGCAACACCUGAUUAACUGAUUACACAAAAGAACAAAUUAUACCGGACACGUCUACGGUACAAUUCCGCCAUGCUCCGUGUUGACUGCGUGCUCUGCAGUACGUCAAAAAGAGGACAAAACAUGCCGGCUACGCUCAACUGCAGUCCGGCAGGUCUGUCCCAUCGUGAGUUCUCGCGUGAUCGCGCGCGAUAAUGUGGCAUUAAAAACAACGACAAACACACGGAGUCUGUACUCAACCGAGAAGCAGAGAGAGAGGUAGACUUGAUUUGACUGAACAUUUAUUCCCCAAAUUUUUUUUUUUUGCGUUUACCAUGGGUUUGUGACACCCUGACCACGUCAACAACCUGUUCUCUAUUUUAAUUAGUGUUUUAAAUUACAUAAAUUGCAUAACUCAACUUCCAUCCUCAUAGCUUCUGCUAUGGCGUUCUAUGCAGAUUACUCUUUAAACUUUGUGACUUUCCACCUCCAAAAUGAAUGACUCAUCGUCCGUGUUCACUGGUGUUUAAACCGUGAAUAAGCACCUGGCCUAUUGACUGCAGGCCUGGCUCCGCAUAGUUUGACGGAUACGUCUCCGGCAAAAAUAGAAAAUAGCCCAAAACAUCCACGUCGGAGAUGGUCUGCAGUCAAUCCGUAGCACCGACGCGGCCGGUGUAAUUUGAACAAUAGGACAUAAUGGAAACGGAUUGGCUCCGGCGCUAUCUUGCCGGACCCGGACCGCAGACACGUCCUGUAUAAUUUGGCCUUAAGACACCAGAUUGGUCAAAAGGUGUCAACUUGUUUUGUUGGAAUGAAAUACAGCACCGACUGCGGCCCUAUGCGAAAUUAUUUGGACACCCCUAUUCUAAGGGAUGAGGGAAGACGCAACAGGACUACCAUCCCAUACAGUAUGACCUGCCAUAACAAUUGAGCUGCACUAUGUUUACAGAAUAGAAGUGCAUUUGAAAUGUAAAGUUUACUUAACUUGUUCAUCAUAUUGCCCCUACCUUUGGCUUUUAUCAUUAUGGCUUGUUUAGAGUGAAGAUAAUGCAAAAUAUUCACCUGGCCUGACAUUUUUUCCCCUUUUUUUCUGUUUCAUUUGUCUGCUAAAUUUAAGAUUUUAAUUAGCAUUUUUUGUUGUUGUUGCUAAAUGUGUCAACUUCAGAGGUUCUGCUGCAUUCUAUAACUUACAGUUUUCAUUCAAACACUAUUGACAGUCAGUAUAGUAAAGCUACUACGGUAUGAGUGAAAAAAUAUUGGACUGCUUUUAAAGUAUGUGGCCUUUGCAAUCACCUUUAGAUCAAAGUACAUAGUAUAUACAGAAAAUUUGUGGGGACAUUUAUGUUUUCUUUUUAUUCACAAGAUACAAUGUAUGGUUCUUAUUAUAUAGGGAUAGAGCACUCAUGUAUUCUGUAGUUUCACAUCACAAUGCAGUGUGUCUCCAGCCCAGUUGUAUAUAUGGCUUUUAGGGUACGGCGUUAAAAAGGGUAUAUCAUUCUUGCACUUAAGAAGUAGGACACAAAAGAACGUAAGUGUGUGUGUGCGCGUGUGUGUGGGCGUGUGCGUGACGUUGUCUGUCAACGCAACAGAAGCAUUUAUUAGUGUUGGAAACAACAAUUACAAUCAUGUUUACCUUUCGACUGGAAUGACUUUAAAUGUAAACCGAACAAACAAAACAUAACAACAGAGGUUCUAACCAUGAGCGUUAUAACAAAAUAAUACAAAUCCUACUUUUAACAACGUGUGCGUCCGCCUCUUAUUUGUCUCAACAUACACAAUAACACAAUCUGGUUUUGUCUUUGAGGAUGUGACUGGUAAUCCAAUCCAGGAGGACAGCUGGAGAUACCGUAGCACACUGUGUGCAUGCUGCGUGGAUAAUGUUGUCAGAUUGGAUUUUUUUUUCCAUAUCAAAGUUAAAGCUCUCUUUUGCUAUUAAUGCCUUCGCACACUCCGAUUACUCCAUCGAUAAGAGCUUCUGUCACCUGCCUUGCAGGUGAGUGAUUGCAGAUGUGGGAACUGUUGGUAUCGGAGUGCAUCUUUUUUUUUUUUUUUUUUUUUGGUGCAAGAAGUUGUAUGAUGGUGAUAGUGACCACUACUUUGAAAAUGCCAUGUCUUUAGUCCUGUAGCCACUGGGUAUGUCAUCCACUUGAACAAAUAAACAGCUCAAUUAAAAAUAACAGACUACAUUCCUGAUUUAGGUUCACACCUUCAAAGAACCUGCACAAACUUUAUCGCUCAGAUGUGGAAGCUGAUCUCCAGAAUCACAUCAGCCAAGGUAAACAACGAAUUGAGUAUGUACAUGUUUGUCAGAUCAUCAACCACAAUGCCAUAGGCAUGCUACUAAUCUGAGGCCUAGUUACAAUCGCUGGCAUGAGUAAAUUAAGCUAACGAGGCCAGCUAAUAGGUUUGCCUAACAUUCUACUUGUGUCUUUCAUUUAAAUGCCUCGUCCUGUAUCUUGCACAGCUUCCUUUUACGAGUUUACCUGAACCCGACACUCCAGUGUGUUCACAAGUGUUCGUUGCAUUGAGAACAAUUACAGGUAGGCAAUGCUAAGCACUUAGAAAAGUACUAUAUGAUAUCCUGUCAACGAGUAGACGGAUGAAUCAUUUUCUCUUGUCAUAUGACUUAAUAAGAGAAUUGGUGAGUCAACGGUGUCAAGUUUCGCUGGUAGUGUGGACCCAAAUGCCGUCGUCUGCUGGCGGAACAGCGUCUGAAUUGUCGUCGUCUGCUGGCGGAACAGCGUCUGAGUCACCGUCAUCUGCUGGCGGAACAGCGUCUUAGCCGUCGUCAUCUGCUGGCGGAACAACGUCUGAGUCGUCGUCGUCUGGUGGCGGAACAGCAACGGAAGCGCCGGGGACACUGGGAACUGAAGCGCCGGGGACGCAGGAAACGGAAGUGCCGGGGACGCAGGAAACGGAAGCUCCGGGGACGCAGGAAACGGAAACUUCGGGGAAGCAGGAAACGGAAGCUCUGGGGACGUAGGAAAUGGAAGCUCCGGGGACGCAGGAAACGGAAGCUCAGGGGACGCAGGAAACAGAAACCUGGGGCUAAAUGGUGAAGCGCCGGUAAGGGGGCUAGACGGCGAAGCGCCGGGACAGGCGUCGAGGGAAGCCAGGACGUCAAGACGGUCAGCG